This is a messenger RNA of Monascus purpureus, 978 nucleotides long. The record is from the annotation of a GenBank genome assembly. NCBI's taxonomy places the organism in Eukaryota, Fungi, Ascomycota, Eurotiomycetes, Eurotiales, Aspergillaceae.
AUGGUCCUCCACAACCCAAAUAACUGGCACUGGGUUAACAAGGAUGUCUCUGGCUGGACGAAACAAUAUCUGCAAGACAAACUCAGUACCAUUUCUGCAGAGGAGAGUGGCGUGACGGCGAAGAUAGACUCCGUAUUGUCAAUGGACGGUGAUGUAGACGUCAGCCAGAGGAAAGGCAAGGUCAUCACGUUGUUUGAUGUCAAGGUGCGGCUAGAGUAUUCAGGUAAGACGAAGGAUGAGGAGUCCGUCAGCGGCUCAAUCACUAUUCCCGAGGUAGCCCACGACACCGAGGAAGAUGAGUACGUCUUUGAGAUCGAAAAUUACGCCGAUUCAUCUUCGAAGCAGCCCGUGAAGGACCUCGUUCGGUCAAAGAUUGUCCCUCAGCUUCGGCAGGAGUUGGCGAAGCUUGCACCCGCCCUCAUUGCUGAGCACGGAAAGGAUAUCCAACAUGCCCCUGGAACGAACCCGUCCAGUGGCUUCGCAACCCCGACUUAUCACCCCCAAGCUCCGAAGGAGGCCGCUCCUGCAAAGGCUACCACAACUACAUCAGGCAAGGUUUCCGUCAAUACUACAACGGUGACAGCGUCGGAUGAAUUCCGGACAACUGCGGAGGAGCUCUACAAGACCUUCACGGACCCGCAGCGCAUUGCAGCUUUUACCCGUGGUCCGCCUCGGCAGUUUGAGGGUGCACACGUUGGUGGGAAAUUCUCCAUUUUCGAUGGCAAUGUCAUUGGAGAAUACACAAAACUGGUGUCUCCCACUCUGAUCGUACAGAAAUGGCGCCUGGCACAGUGGCCAGGGGACCAUUACAGUACGCUCGAGAUUAAGUUCGACCAGAACGAUGUUGAUAGCGUCACCCAAAUGCGUGUGACCUGGACUGGAGUACCUAUUGGCCAGGAAGACGUCACCAGGCAGAACUGGGAUGUGUACUACGUUCGCAGCAUCAAGCAGACCUUUGGGUUUGGCACGAUUCUGUGA